Messenger RNA from Fomitopsis serialis, 324 nucleotides. RefSeq lists its product as uncharacterized. The transcript is spliced from 4 exons. Bases 1 to 324 code for a protein of 107 amino acids. The record is from RefSeq and is a predicted model, not a curated record. NCBI's taxonomy places the organism in Eukaryota, Fungi, Basidiomycota, Agaricomycetes, Polyporales, Fomitopsidaceae.
AUGCCUCUGUUUCCUUCUAUUACUCCACCAGCAAAGCCUGUCCCUCAGGAGGUUCCAUUUGCAUGGAAGCAGUGGACGUGGAAGGACCAAACUCCUUCACAUAUAGAAAGCAACCCAGUUCCACGAGUCAGCAUGGGAUCCUUAAUCUCUCGUCCUCAGCUCAAUAUUGUUUCACCGGUGGCUCUGAGCCUCGGAAGUGACAAGCCACGUAGUGCUCCAAAGAAGUCGCAGCAGCCUCUGGCGAGCGAGGAACACUUGUCGGAGGGAGUUGAGUAUCACUCACACGGCGAUCUGGGAUUGUUUGCGAGCAACUUAGCAACUUAA